AUGCCGGUCAAUGCAAGGCGCAAGUCAUCGCGAUCGCAAGGCCACAAACGCACCGUGUCGACCAGCUCCGCUACCGUGACCGCAUCAGCAAGUAACAAGGGCAAGAACUCGUCUCGCCGGCACAACAAGGACCAGUCAGAUGACGAUGACGAAGCAAGCCUGUUUAUGGGCUCAAAGGCGAACGGUGGUGCUGGUGUAACAGACGAUGAGAGUGACUUUGAGGAGAAUCAGCGUAAUGCGGCGUACUGGAAGUACAGAUCCAUAGAAGAUAUUCAUACAAAGGGUACCGACGAAGAACAAGAGGACGCGGAGUCUGUUGAGGAGCAGGAAGCCGAGGGGGAGGCAGAACCGGUGUCAAAGCGUCGACGCGUGAACGCAAAGCACCUUCCCCACAUUAUCAACAGUACUCCGAAGGCGGUUGCUAAGGACCUUCCACCGCGGAAAAAGGUCAACAAGACAACUCACUCACGGCGCCACUCGACACAAUCAUCCCGGAAUUCGACUCCGCCGUCUGAGCGUACCCCGCAGAAGUCCACCAAGGGAUCAAGACAAUACUCACCGUACGACCCUAUCCGCGCCAUUGGAUGUCUACAGGGGAAGCAGUCCCCGCCGUCAAAGUCGAUAUCGAAGCUUGCCGGCACACACUUCAGGGUCACCCCCGCGACAACGCAGCCGUUUCCGAACGGAAUUGACUCGAUUUCACUUGCGAAGGCCAGCUUUCUCGAGGCGUGCAAGGAGCUCGGUGUAGAGAGUCGUCGAAUGCGCUUUGAAGAGGUCGAGUUAUACUCCAAAACAAUGAUAAGCAUUGUCAAACGCGGCAGCUCGCAACUUCGCGGCGAGCUGAAGUCUAAGGCACAACUCCUAGUCGAGACGAACUACGGCUUCCUCAAUAUACCCGCCGAGAAUAUCAAGGACGGCAUACGAGACUUGCUCGAUCACGGCUCCUUCCUCUUCGAGGACCCGUUCGAGCGAAAAGGGGCCUUCCGCAAUCCGAUUAUACUGACGCUGCUGGUACAGCAAUGGUUUCAAGGCCGGAAGGCCGAAGCGGCGGGCAUAUUCUCCGCGAACUUCAAUCCGAUUCCCGACAAACUCAUCGCGUUGAUCGCCACGGCAGUCGAGUGUGCUUUGCUGGACUGGGAGAGCGGAACGAAUUCUCCGCAUGUGAACGACUUCACUGCGGACAAGUAUAGCCCGGUUUACGCUCGGCACAUGGAGAAUCUCCGCACCAUGCAGGAACUGAAACCGCGGAAGUUCAUCCGGCUUCAGAAAUCUCUGUGGGACGGCGCGUGGCAACGCGCGGGACGUGCUCCACCCAAUCCGACCGUCAAAGGGGACCUUUCGAUUCUCGAUUUCAGUGACAGCGAAGACGAACUACCUCAACAGCAAGCUAUCGCGCCUAAGGAUGCUUCGCCAGGGGAUGAGGCUGUCGAGCCCGAGCCUAAGGGUGCCGAGCCUGAGGGUGCCGAGCCUGAGGGUGCCGAGCUGCUCGGGCAUGUUGACGCCGAACAAGGAGCCCCACAGAACACCGAUGCCUAA
Punctularia strigosozonata HHB-11173 SS5 is the source of this 1536-nucleotide messenger RNA. RefSeq lists its product as uncharacterized. Lineage: Eukaryota; Fungi; Basidiomycota; Agaricomycetes; Corticiales; Punctulariaceae. The coding region runs from base 1 to 1536 and encodes 511 amino acids. The record is from RefSeq and is a predicted model, not a curated record. The transcript is spliced from 8 exons.